AUAGCACGCACCCACAUUGUUUUAAUUUUGUACGUUACAUUUUUUCAUUAACAGUCAUAUAAAAGCCUGGGUUUUAUAAAUAACUAAAGUUAUUUGAAACCAAACAUUCAGUGAAAGAAGAUCGCUCAUAGUCGACAUGGCUAAACGCCUUAUUACACUUAUACCUCUAAUGCUGUUCGGCAUAGUUCUAACGGCGGUGUCUACAAAAGCCUCUGAUCAACCAUCACGCAUUGUAUGCUACUUUAGUAACUGGGCUGUUUAUCGUCCAGGUCUGGGACGUUAUGGCAUCGAAGAUAUACCCACCGAUCUAUGUACUCAUCUUGUAUAUUCAUUUAUCGGAGUCGAUGAUAAAUCUUGGGAAGUGCUUGUUAUUGAUCCAGCCUUAGAUAUAGAAGAUAAGGGAUUCCGGAAUUUUACACAAUUACGCAAGACACAUCCGCAUCUGAAAUUACAAAUCGCUGUAGGUGGUUGGGCUGAAGGUGGUUCUAAGUAUUCACAAAUGGUGGCGGUACGAGAACAUCGUCUAAGUUUCAUACGCAGUAUUGUGAACUUUAUGAAGAAAUAUGAUUUUGAUGGUUUCGAUUUGGAUUGGGAAUAUCCCGGAGCCACAGAUCGUGGUGGUACUUAUGGUGAUAAGGACAAGUUCUUGUACUAUGUACAAGAAUUACGACGUGCUUUUGAAAGAGAGGGUAAGGGCUGGGAGAUAACAAUGGCUGUACCAGUGGCAAAAUUCCGUUUGCAAGAGGGUUAUCAUGUGCCUGAACUAUGCGAACUUUUAGAUGCCAUACAUGCAAUGACUUAUGAUUUACGUGGUAAUUGGGCUGGUUUCGCUGACACCCAUAGUCCUCUCUACAAACGUAAACAUGAUCAAUACGCUUAUGAAAAACUGAAUGUUAACGAUGGCUUGGCCUUGUGGGAAGAAAUGGGUUGUCCUGCUAAUAAACUUGUCGUGGGAGUACCACUAUAUGGUAGAACUUAUACUUUGAGUAGUUCCAAUAAAAACUACAAUAUGGGCACUUAUAUUAACAAAGAGGCAGGGGGUGGUGCUCCUGGUCCCUAUACAAAUGCCAGUGGCUUUUUGGCUUACUAUGAAAUCUGUACUGAGGUGAAGGAUAAAGAAAACGGCUGGACUGUUGAGUGGGAUGAAGAGGGCAAAGUACCAUAUACCUAUCGUGAUACCCAAUGGGUGGGUUAUGAAAAUGAGCAAUCGGUACAAAUUAAAAUGGACUACAUUAAGAUGAAGGGCUAUGCUGGGGCUAUGGUCUGGGCCAUUGAUAUGGAUGAUUUCCAUGGUUUGUGUGGUCGCGAAAAUGCACUUAUGCACAUUAUCCACGAUAGCAUGAGAAAUUAUCAUGUGCCUGAACCGACACGAGAGACUACGCCUAGGCCAGAAUGGGCUAAACCGCCAGCAACGCCACCAAACCCUGAUGAGGGCAGUCUGGUUAUUUUAGAAACAACAACAAAAAAACCUAAACCCGUGACAACAAAAAGACCCUCAAUAUCAACAACUGCUGCAACAACAAAGAAGCCAAUGAAAGCCACCAAAAAGCCGCCCACUACCACAAAACCAAUUACGGAGAGUGUAUCUUCACAACAACCAAUGACGGAAGAACCAGAAGUUGUACAACAACCUAUGGAACACUAUGAUAUUGAUUGUUCCCAUAGAGAUUUCGUGCCACAUCAGGAUUGUAGAAAGUAUUAUCGCUGCGUCCAUGGCAAACCCAUUGAGUUUGAAUGUAAAGAAGGUUUAGCUUUCCAUACCGUUUCCAAUGUUUGCGAUUGGAUUGAAAAUAGUGAUCGUUACUAUUGCACCCGUUUAAAGAUGAAAAAUAUGGGCAAUAAUGCUUAGAGCAUUAUUACUUUGCAUUUAAUUUAAGUUACAAUUUUACGAGUAAUAUUUACAAGUAUUUUAGAUAAAUAAAGAUUUUUACAACGAAAUAAUAUAUAA
Calliphora vicina (urban bluebottle blowfly) is the source of this 1948-nucleotide messenger RNA. RefSeq names its product Chitinase 5 (gene Cht5). The record is from RefSeq and is a predicted model, not a curated record. Gene Ontology annotation, biological process: chitin catabolic process; carbohydrate metabolic process. Gene Ontology annotation, cellular component: extracellular region. The coding region runs from base 137 to 1849 and encodes 570 amino acids. Lineage: Eukaryota; Metazoa; Arthropoda; Insecta; Diptera; Calliphoridae. The transcript has 6 exons. Gene Ontology annotation, molecular function: chitin binding; chitinase activity.